Messenger RNA from Austrofundulus limnaeus, 747 nucleotides. It is a transcript of the gene immp1l, whose product is annotated as inner mitochondrial membrane peptidase subunit 1. NCBI's taxonomy places the organism in Eukaryota, Metazoa, Chordata, Actinopteri, Cyprinodontiformes, Rivulidae. The transcript has 7 exons. The coding region runs from base 83 to 679 and encodes 198 amino acids. Gene Ontology annotation, molecular function: serine-type endopeptidase activity. Gene Ontology annotation, cellular component: membrane; mitochondrial inner membrane peptidase complex. The record is from RefSeq and is a predicted model, not a curated record.
GUUGUGAYGUUGAUUCAGAAAACGGAAGUGUAAUUUGUUUUGAUCGGUGCAUGGUCAGAACGUGAAUGACAGUCUGGUGAAGAUGUUUCGUCGUGUGCUAGGGAAGACCUUGGGCUUUGUSGGUUACACAAUCCAGUAUGGCUGCAUUGCACACUGUGCCUUUGAAUACAUUGGAGAGUUUGUGGUGUGUUCUGGCCCAUCCAUGGAGCCCACCAUUGUAAACCAUGAUGUUGUCUUCUCUGAACGCAUGAGUCGUCAUCUUUGUAAAAUACAAAAGGGUGACAUUGUAAUUGCAAAAAGUCCAUUUGAUCCAAAUGUGAACAUCUGUAAAAGAGUAAUAGGGCURGAAGGUGACAAGAUCUGCACAAGUUCCCCAUCAAAUUUGUUCAAAACCCACAAAUAUACUAUAGGCAGACACUUGGAUAAGGUUAUCGAAACACAGCACAAGGCCAAGUCUGCAAGUGCCAUUCAUCAAAUGAAAGUCCCAAAAGGCCAUGUAUGGCUAGAAGGCGAUAACCUUAAGAAUUCCACUGACUCAAGGAGCUAUGGUCCAAUYCCCUAUGCCCUCAUUCGAGGGCGUGUUUGCUUAAAGCUCUGGCCACCACAUACUUUCGGUACCUUGAGUGAGAGCCCAACCCAACGCAUUAAUAAACCUCCAAGUAACUCAGACUCAGACUGAUGCAUCCCAAUUUUUUAUAAUGUAUCUUGUUUCAAUUCAUUUUUGAAUAAAAUUGCUUUUUUAUUCAA